This is a messenger RNA of Salpingoeca rosetta, 1047 nucleotides long. RefSeq lists its product as uncharacterized. NCBI's taxonomy places the organism in Eukaryota, Choanoflagellata, Craspedida, Salpingoecidae. The record is from RefSeq and is a predicted model, not a curated record. The transcript is spliced from 3 exons. The coding region runs from base 1 to 1047 and encodes 348 amino acids.
AUGGAUGCUUCUCAAUUUGAUUCGUGGGGACGAAGCAGCCCCUACGAUGACGACCACGAUGAGUGGCGGGAGGAAACAAUGCAGCAGCUUCAAGAAGAAGAGGAAGAGCGCAAGCGUCGACGCAAACGCCGCCGUGUCCUGUGCCUCAUGUGCAUUGGCAUGAUUGCCGUAACGGCUGCCAUCUGCAUUCCCCUUUUGGUCAUGCCACCUCGCCCGAAGAACGAAACCCCUGGUGCCGCGCAGGAUGAUGGCGGCAGCGCCUGCACACCGUCAUGCGACGAGGACAUUCACUACUGCGUCGGCACGGCUGCCGGUCACAUGUCUUCCAUGGAAUUCAGCUCUUGCAUCGUGUCAACCAGCCAUCACUCACGCCGUGGGCUUGUGGCUCUGGGAAGUUGCAUGUCCAAAUGCAAUCCGACCACAUGCACACUCAACGGGACACUGACAACCCUUCAUCACCUGCAAUGCUGGGAGGACUGUGCGUUUGCCGCCGCUGAUGUGAACUGCAGCGACGUUCCAAACCGGAAGCUGGGCAAGCAAGCCUCAACGGUGCUGUUCACAGGCGAAUCUUACACACCAGGUCCAACCACGUCGACAGAAACGCCAGCAACGGUGGCCAGCACCAGCAGCACCAGCAGUACCAGCACUUUCACUUCCUCCAGCACGAGCACAAGUACGGAGCCAACGAGCACAAUGACAACUGCGACAACGACGACAACGCCAUCGACAGUUGAUCAUGGUGCCGCCAACGACACCGGCAGUCAUGGCGAUGCUGAUGACAAGUACAACAACAGCAACGACAAUGAUGACAAUGACGACAGCAACAGCAGCUACAACAACGACUGUGAUGACAACGACAGCAACAGCAGCAACAACAACGACAAUGGUGACAACGACAGCAACAACAACGAUGACCACAGCAACAACAACGACAAUGGUGACAACGACAGCAACAACAACAACGAUGGCAACGACAGCAGCAACAACGACAAUGGUGACAACGACAACACCAAUGAUGACAACGACAGCAACACUGAAAGCAGCUAA